UUUUGGCUUCUUCAUGUAAAAAGCCUCCACAGUAACAGGAAGUCACGAUGCCUCAGAUGAGCUUUAUUCUCAUGUUUUUAGUGAUGAGAUUUUCUGCUUCUGAGGAAGUGAAGAAGAACCUGACGGGCACUGUGGGAGGAAACAUCACUCUACCUGCACCUGUGCUGGAGAAAGGAUAUCUGUUAUACGGAGGAACGAUUAUUGCUCAUGUGAUUAAGGGGGGAUUUGACAUAUCAGAGGACAUUUACAAGAACAGACUUCAGUGGGACAGAAACUCUGGACUCUUUACACUCACAGAGCUGCAGAGGAACGACUCAGGGAUUUAUACUGUCGACUCUAAAACAGGAAACGAUUUCACAUCAUCAUAUAAGCUCACAGUGUACGACUCUGUACCGACUCCUGCAGUGAAGAAAGUGAGUGUGAGCUCUGAGAGCUGCUCCUUACUGUGUUUGGUGGACAGAGAGACCAAACUGCUGUGGUUUAAAGACGAGCAGAGACUGAACCAGAGCAGCUCUGCGCUCUCUCUGCCUCUCACUGUGCACAAACAGGACUUCAGCUCCUCUUACAGAUGUGUGGCUGCAAACCCUGCAGAGAAUAAAACUCUUCCUGUCCAUGUGAGAACGACCUGUGGAGACACCAACAACGACACCAACAGCUCGACUGAACCAAGAAACUAUAACAUCCUCAUUAUAAUCUUCUGUGUCCUGAGUGCUGCCCUCAUCAUCAUCAUCAUCAUCCUCAUCAUGAGGAGGAAGCAUCCUGUCCAAGACAAGUUUAACCUCCUACAAGCUGCAGGCAGGGCUCCUGUGGAUGAAGUGGUCCUUUAUACUGACACAGGUGACAGCAGACAGGGUGGGAUUUUAGCGGCUGUAUCAGGAACCAGUGAUGGCUCCAGUCUGACAGCAGUGUCUUAUAAACUGGUGCUCGUCACAUGAGAGAGGUGUGACUGGCUGCAACAUCCGAGGAAAGCUGGACUCUGGAAAGAAGUUUUCCUUUGGUAUUGAUGAUUUGGAUUGGUUAUGACUAAAGUGUAUUUUUACAGUGUGAAUGUGCCACAGAAGAGUUUUCACCUACGUCAUCAUGACCUCUGACCUGCUCACUGAUCAUAAAAGACUGUAUCCAGACAAUGGACAGAGGACGCAGCUGUACGUCAUGUUUACCUGUCAAAUCAUUCAAAUGAUGCAACAAAGCAAAGACUUCUCUCUCUGUCACCUACCUGCUGCCUUGACUCCUCUCUCCUCGGGUCUCUUCCUCGCCUUCUCUGUUUGCAUCCUCAGAGGGAGGGUCUAGGGCGAGGGGAGAGGAGGUGAGGGAAGGAAACUCACCUGUACCAGGUGAGAAGACGGACUUUGGAAGAAUCUGAGGUGAACCUUCACGUCUCCUCUUCAUGGUUUACCUUCAUGGACUCUGAAGGCCUGGUAGUAGGUCUGGGACUAGUAGGACCAGGUCUGUGUGUGAGGAGGAGCAGCUGGGCUUGGAAGAAAGGAGCAGAGACUGAAUCACAUUUGAUUCUGAUCAAUAUUCCUUUAAAGUUUUAUUUGUGAUGUGACUGCAUGUAGAUCUCCAGGACGAGCCUCACUGCUGCUCUGAGGACUGAAAGCUUCGCUGAGCUCUGAUUUAUUUCUCUGCUUUUAAUUCACACCUUUAAUUUCACACUUUUGUCCACAGUUCAAACUCCAGCAGCUCACAGAGCUCAUCACUGCCUCCGUCAGCUCACAGGGCGCCCCCUUGUGGUCACUGACGAGCUGUUCACAAAUUACUUUUAGAUUUGAUGUCAUUUAUUCUCAUCUUCCUGACUGUUGCUGCAAAUACAU
Oreochromis aureus is the source of this 1814-nucleotide messenger RNA. RefSeq names its product SLAM family member 7-like. Lineage: Eukaryota; Metazoa; Chordata; Actinopteri; Cichliformes; Cichlidae. The record is from RefSeq and is a predicted model, not a curated record. The transcript has 6 exons. The coding region runs from base 48 to 935 and encodes 295 amino acids.